CUUCGCGCGCCAUUUUCUCGUCGGAAACCUUUCAAACCACAAAAUUUCGCAUUUAAACGUUAGCUUGCCUUUUUUUAAAAUCAGAUACAACUUGGUUAUAUUAACGUAGAUGCCCUGAAAAUGAGCGACGAGGGAGAUCACAUAAGACGGGGUUCUCGCUCCCCAUCUAAAUCGGAACAUGGCAGUCCAACUCAGGCCAAGUCUGAGAGCAGGUCAGGCUCCCAGAGUGGAUCCCGAGCCUCCAAGCAUUCCGAAUCCAGAUCCCGCUCUCGAUCAAAAUCAGGGUCUCGUUCUAAGCAUGACUCUAACCGACAUGCUAGCCGUUCACGCUCUCCGUCUCAUCGCUGCCGACAGAAGUCUCGUUCUCUUUCCAACAGCCCAGAGUCCCGCCGCAGGAAGAGCACUUCCCCAAUGUCAAACCGCAGCCGUCAGGCUGAGCGCAGGAGCCACGAAACAAAAGAAGUAAACAGUUAUGGCAGUGGUGCUGAUAGGGCAAACCCCGAUCCCAGCAAAUGUUUGGGAGUAUUUGGCCUGAGUUUGGACACCACAGCGCGAGACCUGAGGGAGGUGUUUUCACAAUAUGGUCCUCUGUCCGGGGUCAAUGUGGUGUUCCACCAGCGUUCGGGUCGCUCGCGGGGCUUCGCAUUCGUUUACUUUGAGAGACUUGAGGAUUCCAAGCAGGCUAUGGAGCAAGCCAAUGGUAUGAAGUUAGACGGGAGGCAAAUUAGAGUAGAUUACUCUAUUACCAAGCGUGCCCACUCCCCGACACCUGGAAUCUACAUGGGUAAAGACAUUAGAGAUGAUGGUGGUGGUGGUGGAGGUACCUGGAGGGGAAGAGGCUCAUUUUACAACAGAGGUGAUGACAGAGGCUACGAGCGAGGCUACGAGCGAAGUUACGAGCGAACCUAUGAGCGUAACUACGACCGUGGCUACGACCGGAGCUACGACCGAGGCUACGACCGUGGCUCUGACCGAGGUUAUGACAGAGGCUGUGACCGAGGCUACGACCGAGGCUACGACCGAUACGACAGAUGUGAUGAGUACGACUACAGGUACAGUCGGAGGCACUCCCCAUCACCGGACUAUGGUAGAUACAGAUCAUCCUCUUGGUCUCGCUCCUACAACCCAAGGCGCUACUGAGGUGUUGCAGCUGAUUUGAUCUAGCACAUCAACGCUUUGAGUUAAAGGCAGUUGUGUUUACAUGCAGAGGGUGUUUUUAUUUUUAAAUCUUUUCCACUUCCACAUUUAGUGUGAGCACUGAACUCAGACUCUUUGUGAUGCAUCUUCCUUUUCUAUAGUUGUAAUCCACAAGGUAUUUUUUUGCUACUCUGACCUCAAAUUUUCAAUGUUACUUCUUGUCUUCUGGUAAGUAUCAUAAAGUUAGUGUGAAGCUCUGUGCUUCCGCUUCUUAAUGGAAAGGUCAAUAAGGCCAUCAUUUGAGAUUUGUGAUCGCAUUUUUGUUUUGUUUUUUUUUUGUUUAUGUAUAUGGAAAUACAAACAUCCACUCUCCAAAGUUUCUCAUUCUUCUGGCUCUAAUAUGCAUUAGAAUUGAAGUUGGGUUUCACUUCUAUGGGUGGAAGUUAAGAUGUGUGGGUGAGGUGGGGGAAACAAAUUUAAAAAGCAAGUGGUGUUUCCCAGAACAAGCCCGAUGCCAGGAUGUUGUUCCAUGUUCACACACAUUUAGGUUAAUCUUGGGACCAAGUGCACAAUGACUUCUCUAAAAGUUUUAACACUAAUUCAUUCAGGCAACACCAAUAAAACAAAGUGAAAAAGACCCUGAAUAGGACUUUAUUGAUUGCGUCUCAUUUCAUGAAGUCAAAUGUCACAAUAGAUUAGGCAAUAUUGCAAAUAAUUAUGUAAUCCCGUACCAAACAAGUUAAUUAAAAAAAAAUUAAAAAAAAUUAAAAAUAAAUACCAUGUUAACUGCAAUUAUGUGAGACACUUCACAUGAUAACUGCAAUGCUUUUUACGUGAACUACCUUAGACAAGGGGGCCAGAAACGUGAUCCACUGUCUUUGCAUUCAUUGUCCUGCACUGAACAAAAGUGGUUCACUUUGUAUCAAGUCCCCAUACACACAGAUGAUGAUGAUGAUGAUGAUGAUGAUGAUGCAUCUUCAGAACAAACACAAGUUUGAAAGUCUGGUCAUAAUCACUGAACUAACCUCAAGCUAACAGUCUGCUUUUAACCCAUAAAUGCUCUCUCAAAUAAUGGAGCAUCUUAUUCUAAUGGGGUUGUAAUAACUGCUAACAUGACAUGUCACAGGGCAGUUAUGCAUCGGUUCACUUGGACACCAUGAUAAGUUCUAAAGUUCAAGGGUUAAAAGUAUGAGACAUUUCACCACAAAAAUGGAAGUCUCAAUGUUGUCUUCAUCUAUUUUAGCAAUUAUGAAGUUUAUGCUUCCAUUAAGUCCUCACUUGGAUUAAAAUGAACUUUUAAGUGAUUUAUGAACAGAUUGCAGUUCUUUUGUAGCCUAAAAUGAGCAGUUUUGUAUUUCACACAACUAAUACCAGAAAGAAAGCCGAUAACAUGAUUUUAUGGUUAGUUAUGACAUCUAAGGAGCAUUCACGCAGGUUCCUUUUCAGGGAUCAUCUGCUGGUGGGCUGAUAAAUUGUAGUCAGGAUUGAUAACAGGGUUAGCUGUCAAAGAAGUGUACUGUAUAACCAUAUACUGAACAUAUUGUAUGUUGGCCACACAGACUUUGCCCUCUUGACAGUGGCCUUGCUUUAGGAGGCUGGAUCCAUCUAAUUGACAAAUAAUUGUUACGUAGUGUUGUCAGGCACAGGGUGUGAUUUAUUUCACAGAACUCAUCUUUUCUAUAUGGUCUUGAAAUACUGUAGUUUAACAUUUCAUUUUCUAUGGACCAAAUUCACCCAAAUUGCUGACUCGUAACCUGUAGUUGCAAGGCCUACUUUUAAAGUGAAGUUUAAGAGGGAAUGAUUACUAUUCUUUGUUUUGGAUACAAUUUGACUAUGCUAAACUGCACUACUACUACUAUGGCCUGUGUUUACUGUAAAUCAGUUAUUAAGUCAGCUAGUUAUCUGCCAUAAUAUUUAGUUACAGAAUACCCUUUUUUGUGACUUUCAUCCUAUCUGUUUUCUUUUCUGAAAAUCAUGUAUAGAGCUUUUUCUCUAUAUUUGCAUGUAAAAAGUAUGGGUGUUUUGUACAAAUUGGAAAUUUUGAAUAAAAAAACAGU
Phycodurus eques (leafy seadragon) is the source of this 3194-nucleotide messenger RNA. RefSeq names its product transformer 2 alpha homolog (gene tra2a). NCBI's taxonomy places the organism in Eukaryota, Metazoa, Chordata, Actinopteri, Syngnathiformes, Syngnathidae. The record is from RefSeq and is a predicted model, not a curated record. The coding region runs from base 121 to 1140 and encodes 339 amino acids. The transcript has 9 exons. Gene Ontology annotation, biological process: positive regulation of mRNA splicing, via spliceosome. Gene Ontology annotation, molecular function: RNA binding. Gene Ontology annotation, cellular component: spliceosomal complex.